AUGGUUCCAAGUUAUCAGUCAGAUUCAACGUCGGGAAUCGCCAACUCAACAGAGCCGUCGACACCGGCUAGUCAGUCUUCCUCCCGAGAAGUCGAGUCAUUGCGGAUCAAGAUUCAACAGCUCGAAGAUCAGAUGUCGCGUGCGAAGCGAAGAUCAGCUGGAUUGAGCGCCCCCAGCCCAACUUACAACAUCGCGACGACAACGUCGCACAUCGCUGGGACAUUCCACGUGCAGGAGGAAGUUCCGGCAGAUGGCCGCAUUCCAACCACCUCGCGCACGAUUAUGCAUAAGGCUCGAGUGUUUGGUCAAAGUCAUUGGAUGAAUGGAGUCGCUCAGUUCGGAGACAUCCUUCAGACCAUCGAGCCACUUGUCCGGAAUGAAACAAGUAAGGCUUUCUACGACUUGCAAAGAUGCAAAUAUCUGGGAAAGUUGAUCAAAACCCGGAGAAAACCUUCGUGGCCUGCCGCGCCGACCGCCGAGCUCCCACCGAAAGAUGUUGCGGAUGUCCUUGUAGAGGUUUACAUUCGGACAUUUGAGACUGUCUACAGGAUCUUGCAUAUCCCGACUUUCAGACGAGACUACGAUGCGCUAUGGCUAUCGGGUACCCCGCCCGAUAUGUCUUUUCUGGUGCAAUUGAAGCUCAUCUUUGCGAUCGGCGCUACAAUGCACGACGACAAAUUCUCUUUGCGUACCUCGGCCAUAAGGUGGGUGUACGAGGCCCAAACAUGGAUUUCCGAACCAGAGUUCAAGUCAAGGUUAAACAUUCAAUUCCUCCAGACCACAAUUUUGCUUCUUCUUGCACGAGAAAAUGUCGGCGUCGACGGAGGCCUGAUUUGGAUAUCGACAGGAGAGCUAUUUAGAACUGCAGUGUACAUGGGUCUGAAUCGAGACCCGAUAUACCUGCCGAAAAGAACAACAUUUGUGACUGAGAUGCGUCGCAGACUUUGGAACACCAUAAUGGAACUGGUUCUCUCUACAAGUAUGGUAUCGGGUGGGCCUCCUCUGUUCUCACUAGAGGACUUUGACACACACCCACCGGGAAGUUUUGAUGACGAGCAGAUCAUGAGCGAUGAUCCGAUAUCGAAACCCGAACAGGCAUUCACUCAGAUGUCUGUAGCCUUGGCUCUUCGGAAACUUUUCCCACUCCGUCUGGCUAUUGUUAGAUCACUCAACGCGCUCGGUGCACACAUGACGUACGAAGAAACAAUUCACGUCGAUUCAGAGCUGCGCCGCUCUUAUAAAGCCAUCUUUGAAGACUUGAAGUCGUACGGACCUGCCAGUGGGACAUCGCAGUUCGGCAUAAGAACCCUCGACUGGCUCGUCCGCCGUUAUCUCCUCGCGCUACACCUGCCAUUCUUCGCCGGUGUCGUGAACGAAACAGCUUUCGCCUUCUCCAGACGCGUUGUUGUCGAAAACGCACUUAAGAUCUGGUGUGCCAUCCAUCCCUCAUCUCUAAUGGCCAGCAACGCGAACGAAGAGCAGAAUAUAACGCAACAAGACCUGACAAGAUUGGCUCAGUGUGGAUCCGGCCCUUUUCGCACUUCUGCAAUGCAAGCGUGCUUCCUCAUUGCAUCGGAGUUGAAAACUCAGCUCCAGGAGGAAGAUAGUCUUGGACCCGUUCCACUACGGCGUGAUCUUCUUUGUGUCAUCGAGGAUUAUAAGAAUUGGAAUUUGAGAUGUAUUGAAGCUGGAGAGACCAAUACGAAGGGAUAUUUGUUCACUUGCUUGGUUUAUACCCAGAUCAACGCUCUCAUGAUGCGUGCCUCCAAGGAAAAAUUACCGUACAUGCUUCUGCAGACCGCAGAAGAUGCAGAGGCAUUAUGCUUGUCUAUUUUAGAAAAAAAGGCGGGUGAAGGUCAAGAUAGUGGGGUGAAUUUCGAUGAUAUCAAUGAUCUCGAAGUUGAUGGCAUGCCGGACCUGCUUGGGAACUGGGCAUUCAUGACGCCCGACAGCCAAUUUGACUUCGGUAUAUCUGAGCCUAUGACCUGGAUGUACAGUGGCUUUGGAUGA
Molecule: messenger RNA, 2010 nt
Organism: Penicillium atrosanguineum
Lineage: Eukaryota; Fungi; Ascomycota; Eurotiomycetes; Eurotiales; Aspergillaceae
Product: fungal specific transcription factor domain-containing protein
Exons: 3
Coding region: 1-2010 (669 amino acids)
Biological process (GO): DNA-templated transcription; regulation of transcription by RNA polymerase II
Cellular component (GO): nucleus
Molecular function (GO): DNA-binding transcription activator activity, RNA polymerase II-specific; RNA polymerase II cis-regulatory region sequence-specific DNA binding; zinc ion binding
Source: RefSeq, a predicted model, not a curated record